Messenger RNA from Bolinopsis microptera, 3166 nucleotides. RefSeq lists its product as uncharacterized. The transcript has 16 exons. Bases 69 to 2279 code for a protein of 736 amino acids. The record is from RefSeq and is a predicted model, not a curated record. NCBI's taxonomy places the organism in Eukaryota, Metazoa, Ctenophora, Tentaculata, Lobata, Bolinopsidae.
AAAUAAUUUGAGCAUAUGUAUAGAUUUAGAGAAUACUUAUAAAUAUAGGCUAGGAGUUUCCUCAUCGGAUGGACGGACAUAUAGUACAUCAAGGCAAUAUCGACUUCAAGGAGGCAAAGAGUAAAUGGAAAUCAAGAUGGGCUAUCCUGGAGAAAUCAGACCAACCUGUACCACCAGAGGUUGACACAGACAAUAUGAGACACUCAAACUACACAAGUUUAGUUAUUCGGAAGAACCGAGAGGGAGAAGUACGUCUUGCUAUCCCCCUCUAUUACUUGUGUGUUGUUGACAAAUACACCAUCGACAAGAAAACCUAUGGAAUCACGCUGAUGGUAGCGAACAAGCCCACAAACACCGCCGACACCUACCUACUCCAGUGCGAGACCCAAGCCCAGACGGACGUGUGGCUUGACUACUUUAACUCUAUCGUCGGGGCAGAUAUGCACAAGUUCGAAGUAAAACUUCCGAAGAUCAUCAAAACGAAGUACAACGGACCCGGCUGGUUGUAUUUCUACGAAGAGCAGAAGUUUGUCACCAUCACAACCGACCACAAGAUACCGCAAUAUUACGGCACUUGGCCUAUUCAGCUUCUCAGAAAGUACGGCGGAGACGAUCCCAACAAGUUUGUCUUUGAAUCCGGACGACGCUGUUUCGGUGGAGUCAACAUAUACCACGUGGCAUCUUCUCAAGCGUAUGACAUCCGCGGGCUCUGCAAUAAGAUCUCGUCAGCGCGCGGCGGCGCAACAACUACCGGCUGCUUGGCUAACUCAACGUUACCUGGGUAUGCAGAUACCGAACCUCGGUACAGAAUAAGUCUGGACGAUGACGCUUCAGCGGCAGCAGGAAAUAAGGGAGAUAGGAAUUUCCCGGGCCAGAACGCGAGAGUGCGGGCGGCAGAGCGGCCCCUGACAGUUGUUUCUAACGGAAGUGUGGCCAGUAAUACCAGCAAGAGAAGUAGCGGCAGUUCCAGCAACGGAGAAUCGCAGGCGCCGCCCAAUGUGUAUCACGCUGGGAUGCGCCUAAAGUCGCGGUCUAUGGAUCAUAGCUACUCCACCGGGGACUUCAGGGGCUCCAACUCCUCUCUGGAAAUGCGCCAAUACUCCAAGUCAGUUGACCAGCCAAACCGGAGAAUGUCUGGGAAUAUGACAGUACCGAGUAUGUACUACGACGGAAUUAUCUACGAGGACGAGGAUGAUCCGAGGAGCAGGAUAAACUCCGGGCAGUCAACUUCCAGCUUCAGAGGAUCCCAGCAGUCCAUGGUGCGGCAAAUGUCACUAGACAGGAAUGGUAGUAGGCCCAUGUCCGAUACUAUUGACAGUGGGGUCAGCUUCAGGAGCUCCAACAACUCAAUUCUGAGCAACAGAUCCUCCCGCGGCAGCUUCUCAUCAGAUCUGAACCUGGGUGAGACGGAGAUCGACAGUGGUGUGGACACGCUGGACAGUCUCAACCGAGGAGCACCUCCCCAAGUCUCCAACACAGCGGAACCAUCUCCACAAGACUUGUACAUGGUAAUGCAGCCCACUGGAAUGCAGCCCAUAACCGAGAACAAACAUGUCUUGCAUACCGACGAGUUUGGUGGAGUUUACGAAACAAUGAUUCAGAAUGAGAGACAGGAAGGUUACACGACUCUCAGAAACGGAGCAAGCCGGCCCCCAGUCCAGGAUAACGGUAUGAGUACCUACAUGGUUCCCAAACCUUUAGGCCAUCUAGCCGCCGCCCCACCUCAUUCGCCCCUCUCCUCCCCACAGAUACCAGGAGUUAAACAUAUUAACUACCCUACUUCUCCUCAACAAACUGUUGCUCAGGUACCGGCUGAUAACUACAUGAACAUGGGAGCGUACAACACGCCCACAGCAGCGCCCACCGCGCCCACAUCCCACAGCAACUACAUGAACAUAGACAACCUGCAGAGUGCACCCGCCCCGCACCUCUCCGCCCAACCUGCCAACCACUCCAACUACAUGAACAUCGACAUGUUGUCCCGGACUCUCGAGAAAAACGUCAGUAUUGAUACCUCCACCAGUUACACCAACAUGGGGGGCGUCUCUUACCCACGCCAGAAUACCGGAGCUAGUUACGGAAAUUACAUGAACAUGCCCGCUCCUACUGAUGCCCCUGUACCCGCUCCGCGGAAGGUAUCCUCCACCCAGGCGAUAUACGACACGCCAACAAACCACCUCCGCGCGUAUGCCAAUGUAGACAAUAAGUGCAUCGCCAUGUCAGUGUCGAACCCUAUCUAUGGGAACUGUGGCGGAACAGCUCAAAAGCUGCAAACAUGAGUUUCAUCUUGUGGGAUAUUAUCUGUGCAGAAAACAUGAUUGUUUGUGAUUGGUCAGUGCUCCGACCAAAUAUAGGUUACAAAACGAUAUGUACAACAAAGACUAGGCAAGCGUGCCAUGGGCGUGGCACUUGUAAGCGCACGCACCAGAGUGGCGUGGCACGUCUAAGCGUCCGCACCAGUGUGCCGUGUGAUUGUUUGUUUUGAGAACCCUUAUCUCUGAGGAAUGCGAGAGAAAGAGAGACUACAGAGCUCGGAUAACACUGUUGGUUGUACACAGUUGCUUUAGUUUUCUUAGACAUUCUGCAGUGUCCCCGCGUUUUUUAUAUGAUACCUACUUGGACUCGAUUACAAGACUGAAUCUCAACCUGUUUAGAAAUUAUAUACAAUCAAAUUGUUUGAUAUACGUAUAAUUUUAGUGUCAUUUUGUUUGAGGAAUCUAAUCUCUCCGUUGACGACAUCAAUUUUUUAUAUCAAUGUUUUCUACCAUCAAAUUUCUUGCUUGAUGGUAUGUAUUUUGAUUAUAGUGUUGUCAAACACAGUUGGCCACUAAGAUUUAUGAAAAUAAAACCCUCUUCUCAAUAUUUAUUUGUAGGUAUAUAUUAAUUAAUUGUAUCUUAAUUGUAUCUUAAUUACAGCGCCAGCUGUUACUGCAUGAUCUAUAUCUCAGUGGCUAAUUCAAUUUGACAACCCUAUAGUAUUUCUAAAAUACUUAAUUUCAAGAAUGAUCUGACGGGUAAAAUUUUGACUGUUAUUAUUCGGUGCUGUGUUUAUUUACGAUCAAAACAAGACCUUUUUUAGACAAGGAAUUAGUUUAAUACCUCUUUAUACUUAGUAAAGUUAGUAUAGGAUAUAGGACAUUAACAACUUUGACUAGAGCGAGAGAUA